Messenger RNA from Umbelopsis ramanniana AG, 1233 nucleotides. RefSeq lists its product as uncharacterized. The transcript has 2 exons. The record is from RefSeq and is a predicted model, not a curated record. Lineage: Eukaryota; Fungi; Mucoromycota; Umbelopsidomycetes; Umbelopsidales; Umbelopsidaceae. Gene Ontology annotation, molecular function: GTPase regulator activity. Gene Ontology annotation, cellular component: cytoplasm; nucleus. The coding region runs from base 327 to 1220 and encodes 297 amino acids.
AUGGACGAACUAUUUUCAAAGCUAGCUCUUCAGACAGCAAAUACAGUAACUCGGAUAGCGAUCAACCAUGCAACAAAUGCAGCACUGGUUAGUUUAGAACAUGAUAUGAACCGUUUCCAUUGGAUUUGAUAAUUGAGACUCCCAGGGCCCUAAAGAGAAGUGUGACCUCUUACUUGCUAAAGCAACCCAAGACAAAGCAACAACAGCAUGGUAUUGAAGAUCUCCAGAGACAAUUGGAUCUACGGAUAAAAAAUCUAAAGCCUACGAUUGACAUCAUUGCCAGGCGAGUAGCGGAUGGGCAAGAAGACUUAGAGCCGGCUUUGGAAAUGUGCAAAGACCUACGACGAGAUAUUGAUAGCUUCGGUGCUGAUAUUGACAUGGAGUCAAAGACAACCACAACCACGCCCGACUUUGUGGCACUGCAACUUCGUAACGUCUUACAAAGAGUGGAUGAUACCAUCCCGUGGUUGCAGCUAGCUUUACGAACAUCGGAUAUUGAAAAAGGCACGCGAAGAGGAGCAAAUGCCUCGACUUCUCGUUUGCUGAGAGCUGCGUCUGUUCUACGUCAAUGCAAGGAUGGCGACAAAACAAUCGAGUUCAACUUGCGAUUGUAUUCUAUGUUCCUUGGCAAUGUCCGACCCAGUACGGCGAAGGACUUUACUUGGAAGGAAGACUACCAUAAGUGCAAGGUCACUAUAACCAAGAAGUCGGCAUUCAAGUACGAGCUUAAUAUCGAAGAAGACUUAGAUGAUUUGAGGUAUCAUGAGGAAGGUGAAAAGGCCGGACAGCUCAACUUUGACAUCAGUGAUCUCCAAAGAAUGUAUUAUACCAAGAGCGGCGAACUUUUGAACAUUGAAGAUUCCAAAACACCUGUACUAGUAUUAAAGAUAACCAAGAGUGCUGCUGCUAAUAUCGCUGAGACUUCAUCAGACAGCAAGGGCAAUACGUCCACGCUGAAGACCAUCAGCAGUGACGAAGCGCACGCUGCAACAUGGUACGCUCUGGAAGAAUGGAAGGAGGAGGAUGAUGAUGAGUCUGAUAAUGAAGACGAUGAAACCCCAGAAAAACAAAAAGCACAGGCGUCUGAGACCCAGAAAGUCCCCUUCCAUCCGACUCUUCCUAUUCUCGAAGCAACUUUACGACUAGCACAAUUGGAAAUCACGGAAGAAAUGGAUGUAUUGCAAGCAGGUGAUGACUUGAUUGAUUUAUACAUGAAUUGAGUUACAUGUGAAU